CUUGACCGUGCGCUUAUCAUUUUCCUCCCUGGAACUUUCCUACUUCCAAAACUUCCAACUAACAAACAUAACGUAGAGGAAUGGACGUGGCUCAUUGCUAUUUAGAAGGCAAUGCCGAUGCCGUGGAGUUCUGCCCGCACGAAGGUUACCAACACGUGCUAGCGGCUUCGACUUACACGCUGCAAGAAGGCGACCAACCGAGCCGAGCCGGUAGUAUUUCAUUGUUUGAUGUGAAUGCUGAAAAGGGUAAUCUCGAAUUGUUUCAUCGGGUGGAUACCGCUGGGAUUUUUGAUAUUAAGUGGAGCCCUGUCGGAGGCAAUGUGGGUCCUCUCCUUGCUCAAGCUGAUGCUGAUGGGUACUUGAAAAUUUACAGUUUAGAGGGUCGCUCUGAUGGAGAGGAAGGUAGUAGAGGAGGCCUUCUUAAUGCAGUCAGUGGUGAAAAAAUCAGCUCCUCCAUGUGCCUUUUCCUGGAUUGGAACCCAUCGGCCACAUCCAUCUCCGUUGGUCUAUCAGAUGGUUCUGUCUCAAUAAUUUCCCUUGUAGAGUCUGGAAUAGAAACAUUACAAGAGUGGAAGGCACAUGAUUUUGAACUAUGGACAACUUGCUUCGACUUUCAACAACCACAGUUAGUAUAUACAGGAUCUGAUGACUGCAAAUUUAGUUGUUGGGAUAUGCGGGAUAGUCCAGCCCAGAUGGUAUUCCAGAAUUCCAAGGUCCAUAAAAUGGGAGUUUGUUGCAUUGCCAAGAGCCGCUGUGAUCCAAAUAUCAUACUUACAGGUAGCUAUGACGAGUACUUGAGGGUAUGGGAUCUAAGGUCGAUCUCAAGGCCAGUAAAUGAAACUUCAGUUUGUCUUGGGGGAGGAGUUUGGAGAAUCAAGCACCAUCCUUUUGUGUCAGGCUUGGUCUUGGCAGCUUGUAUGCAUAACGGAUUUGCAAUUGUCAAGAUUGGAGGGGAGAAACCUGAAGUUGUUGAAACUUACAAUCAGCAUGGCUCGCUUGCAUAUGGGGCAGAUUGGCAAAAAGAUAAAUUAUUACCAGUAGGCAAGACCAAGAGUACUAUUGUAGCCACUUGCUCAUUUUAUGACCGUCUUCUUCGCAUAUGGAUGCCAAAAAGUGAUAUUUGCUGCAUUUAAGGACAUCUCAUUCGUUGAGUUCACAUCGAACCAAAGAUGCUGGUUUACAAAAUCUUUUUUCAAACUUAGUUAGAUAUGUAUUGCCUACAUAUCAAAUCUUUGUUGUUUCCAAUUAUUCAUGACAGGUUGUUUUGCCCAAGAUAUGCAAUUAUGCAUGAAAAUUCUGUGUCAA
Theobroma cacao (cacao) is the source of this 1305-nucleotide messenger RNA. RefSeq names its product Transducin/WD40 repeat-like superfamily protein. Lineage: Eukaryota; Viridiplantae; Streptophyta; Magnoliopsida; Malvales; Malvaceae. Gene Ontology annotation, biological process: protein histidyl modification to diphthamide. Gene Ontology annotation, molecular function: diphthine methylesterase activity; protein binding. The record is from RefSeq and is a predicted model, not a curated record. Gene Ontology annotation, cellular component: cytoplasm.